AUGACAGAAUCAAUUCCAACAUCUGAAGAGUCAAAGAAAAUUAAUGCAAUAAAUAAACAAGCAAUUCAUCAAAUUUGUUCUGGCCAGGUGGUACUUGAUCUUGCAACUGCUGUGAAAGAACUUGUGGAAAAUAGUUUAGAUAGUGGUGCUACAUUAAUUGAUAUUAAAUUGAAGGAUUAUGGAAAGACAUGUAUUAGUGUCAGUGAUAAUGGGAGUGGUGUUUUAGAACAAGAUUUUGAAGGAUUAGGACUGAAGCAUUAUACUUCUAAGCUUCGAGAAUUCUCAGAUUUAACAAAAGUGAGCACUUUUGGAUUUCGGGGAGAAGCUCUUAGUUCACUUUGUUCAUUAGCUGAAGUAAUUAUUAUUACAAAACAUUGUACAAGUGAACAUGGUUUUAAACUACAAUUUGAUCAUAAUGGUGUAUUGCAAGAAAAAGAACCAUGUGCAAGAGAAAUAGGAACAACUGUACAUAUCAAAAAUAUAUUUAAAUGCCUCCCUGUGAGAGAAAAAGAAUUUCAAAGAAAUCUUAAAAAAGAAUAUACUCGUGCUAUACAAGUACUAUAUAGUUAUUGUUUAGUUUCUACUGACACAAAGAUAACAUGCUCUAAUUCUGUGACAGGCAAAUCUCCUAAUCUUGUAGUCAGUACUUCUAAUUCUGGUAAUAUUUUAAGCAAUAUUAACAUAGUGUUUGGCAAAAAAUCAUCAAAUGGACUCAUUAAAAUUGAAUUGUUAGCCCCUAAUGAAGAAACAUUGCAAGAAUAUAAUUUACCAAACAACGUAGUUGUGGAUUUUGAAUGGGAUUGUUAUAUUAGCAGUUGUGAUCAUGAUAUUGGACGCUCUGCUCCUGAUAGGCAAUUUUUUUAUGUAAAUGGCCGACCAUGUGAUCUGACAAAAGUCAGUAAAUUAAUAAAUCAUAUUUAUCACAAAUAUAAUAAUAAACAAUAUCCGUUUAUCUUUCUAAAUUUAAAGUUAAAUAAGCAUUCAACUGAUAUCAAUGUAACUCCAAAUAAAAGAACUAUUUUGUGUAUACAAGAACAUUUAAUUUUAGCAACUUUAAAAUACAGUUUAACAUCUAAAUGGGACAAGUUACAAGGAAAUUUGAUUGUAAAUUCUGUAGUAGAAUUAAAUUUUGGAGUAAAAAGAACAAUUUCACCCACAAAUGUAGAUCAACCAAGAAAAAGGUUUCACAAUUUAAAUGUGAUAUCAAAUAUAAAAUAUACAGAGGAACAAAAUAUACAGUGUAACAGGGAAAAUACGAUUGUUCAGUAUAAUAAUGAUAAGGUACAAAAUGGUAUAACAAAUCAGCUAAAAACAUUACAUAAUACAGAAAUGUCAAUUACUAUUCUAAUGAUAAAGCAAAAGCUUCAAGAAAAACAGAAUGUCGUACCCAAAUGUGUUAUUUCAAGUACAAGAAUUGAAUUUAAAGCACAAAUUGAAUCAAAUCAAAAUUCUAAGGCUGAAAAUGAAUUGAAAAAACAAUUAACAAAAGAUUCCUUUUUCAAGAUGGAGAUUAUAGGUCAAUUUAAUCUUGGUUUUAUAAUAGCUCGUUUGAAAGAUGAUCUCUUUAUUAUUGAUCAACAUGCUAGUGAUGAAAAGUAUCGUUUUGAAAAACUUAAUUCUGAAACACAAUUAAAAACCCAAAAAUUAAUUGUUCCUAAAUUUUUAAAUAUAUCUGCACUUAAUGAAACAAUAUUAAUUGAUCAUCAAAAAGCAUUUGAAGAUAAUGGUUUCUUUUUUAAAAUAAAUUCUGAAGCUGAAUCUGGUCAUCGUGUACAAUUAACAAGUAUACCAGUUAGUGGUUAUUGGCAAUUUGGACAAGAAGAUAUUGAGGAACUAAUUUUUCUUAUUAAAGAAGGUGGUAUAGAAAAUAAAGAAAAAUGUAUAUUUCGUCCAAGUCGAGUAAGACAAAUGUUAGCAUCAAGAGCUUGUCGUAGUGCAGUUAUGAUUGGUACAGCUCUUAAUAAUAAUGACAUGCAAAGAUUAGUUAACCAAAUGGCACAAAUGGAAAAUCCUUGGAAUUGUCCCCAUGGUAGACCAACAAUAAGACAUUUGCUAUCAUUAAAUCUUAUACAUAAAUGA
This is a messenger RNA of Eufriesea mexicana, 2079 nucleotides long. It is a transcript of the gene Pms2, whose product is annotated as mismatch repair endonuclease PMS2. NCBI's taxonomy places the organism in Eukaryota, Metazoa, Arthropoda, Insecta, Hymenoptera, Apidae. Bases 1 to 2079 code for a protein of 692 amino acids. The record is from RefSeq and is a predicted model, not a curated record. Gene Ontology annotation, molecular function: ATP binding; mismatched DNA binding; ATP hydrolysis activity. Gene Ontology annotation, cellular component: MutLalpha complex. Gene Ontology annotation, biological process: mismatch repair. The transcript is spliced from 5 exons.